AUGAACAUUGAGGUUGGGAACGUGUCUUACACGGGAGCCAUCAUCUCCUGGUCGUCCUCAGAGCCUUGCUUGGAGGACUAUUACCAUAUUAUGUACAGGCCCAACUGGAACAGUAUCUUCUCUGGCUAUCUGCGCUACAGCUUCCAUCACGAGGAGAAGGUGCCUCGAACCAUCACCUCGGUGGCGUUGGAACACCUCGCCCCUUCCACUCUCUACUUCCUCUGCAUCAGCUGCAAGAAGGCUGCCUUCCCAUACAGUCACUACUGUACCAUGUUCCACACCCUGGAUAAGAGUCCACUGGCUGCCGGGGGCUCCCUGGUGGACCCCCAAAUUUCCCUUUGGGUGCUGAUGGCCAUCCUGCUGGCCUGCUUCACUGCUGUGUUGGCCUUCAUCUGCCUCCAGUUCUGGUGCAUCCGCUGUCAUGAGCCUCGAUGGUCUUACAGAGCUGGCCACAUGGAGGAAGUCAAUGGGUUGGUAAGAUGGCCCGAGGAGGCCCCAGCCCUUGGUCAGAGGGAAGAAGACCUGCAGGGGCUCCCCCUGGUGGAACUGCCACGCAAGAACUCUGGGGCCAGAGUAGAAGCUGAAGCAGAAGCAGAAGCCAACCAGGAUGCCUUGGAUGUGGUGGCCUUAGCUAGAGAAGGUGGUGACCAACCAGCCAUACUGCCUCACUAUAGAGCGUGAGCAAUGGGGAGGAGAUGGCCCAUUUCACAUUGCCUAAAAUGCUGUCUGCAGUGUGUCCUAUGUGAACAUUUGUCUACAGGCCACCCGCUUCUCUCCUCUCAAAUGACAGUGCUGUAUGGAUGAGUGGGGUUGGAUGGAUGCCAAAUGACAACGGUCCCCAAGCUGGAAAACACAGGCCCUCGAGGUAUG
This is a messenger RNA of Peromyscus eremicus (cactus mouse), 870 nucleotides long. RefSeq names its product fibronectin type III domain containing 9 (gene Fndc9). Lineage: Eukaryota; Metazoa; Chordata; Mammalia; Rodentia; Cricetidae. The coding region runs from base 1 to 681 and encodes 226 amino acids. Gene Ontology annotation, molecular function: protein binding. The record is from RefSeq and is a predicted model, not a curated record. The transcript has a single exon.